AUGAGGUUUGCGGUAAACUGGACUGACAGACCAUUUAUACGAGAGGGUGGAUAUUUGAACAGUCGGAGUUCGGAAAGUCGCAACACGGACCUUGUCCAGUCGACCGAGGAACUUCCUACCUAUACGCGACUAGGCUGUUCAUUCAACCUCAAUCCACGUGCAAUGCCUUUACGCCACCUCUUCCAAUGUCUUUUAGAGACUCUGCUUUUGGAAAUUGGGCUUCCACGACUGGGGUGCUGCCACCCACAGAUCUCGUGGGAUUUCGCCCCCAUGUUGCUUCCCAGGCAUAGUCAAGCACGAUACGUUUCGGGUUCGGAAACCCUUGCCGAAGGAUUUAGCUCUCGACAUAGGCGCAAAAGUUAUCGAAUCCUUCUGACCUUUACCAUUUCUAGCUACAUUAAAUCGCCACAGGAGAAUCCUGCAGCGGUGUCUUCGCUCUUCUUAUAUUGUCUUAUUGCGUCCUUCUGA
Messenger RNA from Lindgomyces ingoldianus, 468 nucleotides. RefSeq lists its product as uncharacterized. The transcript is spliced from 3 exons. The record is from RefSeq and is a predicted model, not a curated record. Bases 1 to 468 code for a protein of 155 amino acids. NCBI's taxonomy places the organism in Eukaryota, Fungi, Ascomycota, Dothideomycetes, Pleosporales, Lindgomycetaceae.